This is a messenger RNA of Belonocnema kinseyi, 435 nucleotides long. RefSeq names its product protein GVQW3-like. The transcript has a single exon. The record is from RefSeq and is a predicted model, not a curated record. NCBI's taxonomy places the organism in Eukaryota, Metazoa, Arthropoda, Insecta, Hymenoptera, Cynipidae. The coding region runs from base 1 to 435 and encodes 144 amino acids.
AUGAGUGAAUUUCAAGUGCUGACCGCCGUUACGCAACAUAAUGUCAUUCGUUUUUUAGUGCGGGAAGGCGUUAAAAGCAUGGAAAUUUUUCUGCGUUUGCGAAAUCAGUUCGGUAGUGAGUGCCUGAGUAGGGCUGCUGUGUUUAAAUGGGCCAAAGCACUCAAGGACGGCUGCGAAACCGUCGAGAAUGAGCCGCAUGAUCGUCGACCGCGAACCAGCAUAACACCAGACAACAUUCGCCGCGUGGAUCAAAUGAUUUUGGAGGACUGUAGGAUGAAUGCUCGAGACAUUUCCUCUGAACUCGGCAUCAGCAUUGGUAGUGUAGAGUCUAUCAUCCACGAACACCUUCAAUAUCGUAAAGUAACGGCACGAUGGGUUCUUAAACUGUUGAACUUCGAGCAAACAUUCACGCGGUUUGAGAUUUGUCGCCGCUAG